Molecule: messenger RNA, 1059 nt
Organism: Aspergillus aculeatus ATCC 16872
Lineage: Eukaryota; Fungi; Ascomycota; Eurotiomycetes; Eurotiales; Aspergillaceae
Product: sterol desaturase family protein
Exons: 2
Coding region: 1-1059 (352 amino acids)
Biological process (GO): lipid biosynthetic process
Molecular function (GO): iron ion binding; oxidoreductase activity
Source: RefSeq, a predicted model, not a curated record
AUGGAUAUCGCCCUCGAAAUCUGGGACACCUUCAUUGGUGAUCGCCUCUACUCCUUCCUUCUCCCUCUGUCGUUCUCGUCCUCUGUCUCAAUUCCAGGGGUAAAUACGGCUGCCAAUAGCACACUGUCUCUUUUCGGUGCAUCCGAACCCUACGUCUAUGAACCGGCCACGCAACUAUUCUAUCUGGAGCCCAGCAAAUACGCCUACCUGAGCGCUUGGCCGAGGAACAACAUCUAUCGUCAGUUUCUCAGCUUUUUUCUGAUCGUCUGGAUCUUUGGUCUGAUUGUCUACUUCAUUUGUGCCACACUCUCGUACAUCUUCAUUUGGGACAAGACUACGGUUCGCCACCCCAAGUUCCUCAAGAAUCAAAUCCCCAUGGAAAUCGCGCAAACAAUGCAAUCGAUGCCGGUCAUGUCACUGUUGACGGCCCCCUUUUUAGUCGCUGAAGUCCGUGGCUACGCCAAACUCUACGAUACUUUUGAUGAGGAGCCUUUCCCCUACUACAGCGUCCUGCAAUUCCCACUAUUCAUUGCCUUCACAGAUCUUUGCAUCUACUGGAUUCACCGUGGCUUGCACCAUCCGCUAAUCUACAAGACACUACACAAGCCUCACCACAAGUGGAUCAUGCCCAGUCCCUUCGCAUCCCACGCCUUUCACCCGCUUGAUGGCUGGUCUCAGAGCGUCCCCUAUCACGUCUUCCCCUUCAUCUUUCCCCUUCAGAAACUUGCAUACGUCUUCCUUUUCGGGUUCAUCAAUCUCUGGACUGUACUUAUUCAUGAUGGUGAAUACGUGGCCAACAGCCCAGUCGUCAACGGGGCCGCCUGCCACACAAUGCAUCAUCUCUACUUCAACUACAACUACGGUCAAUUCACUACUCUGUGGGAUCGUCUGGGUGGCAGCUACCGGAAGCCAAACGAGGAGCUCUUCCGCCGCGAGACCAAGAAUGACCAGGAAGAAUGGAAGAGGCAAACGAAAGAGAUGGAGACCAUUCUCCAGACGGUCGAAGGCGAGGAUGAUCGGAGCUACUUGGCCGACGGAGAGACCAAGAAAAGACUGUAA